AUGCACGACAAGGACGAGGGCGAGGAGGACGAGGACGAGGACGAGGGCCAGGUGAAAGAGCAGCAGCAGCAGCAGGAGCAGCGGCAGCCGGCGGCCCCGCCGCACAGCGGGGCACCGCGCCUUCACCGAUCGGGCUGCGCGGCGAGAUUAUUGACGUCGCCGCGGUGCAGAUGCGCGACCGUUGCUCGGCGGCGUGCCCGAGGGGAGAGGCAUGGGGGAAGCGGACCCUCCCAGAAGAGGAGGAGGAGGAGGAGGAGGAGGAGAGGAGGAGGAGGGAGGAGCGGCGCGGGCCUCUCGGAGCAGGCCUGCUCCCGCUCCCCCCCCCCCCCUCGGGGCCAGCUGCCGAGCUGCCUCGGGGCAAGCUGA
This is a messenger RNA of Prorocentrum cordatum, 366 nucleotides long. The record is from the annotation of a GenBank genome assembly. NCBI's taxonomy places the organism in Eukaryota, Dinophyceae, Prorocentrales, Prorocentraceae.